Messenger RNA from Microtus oregoni (creeping vole), 4861 nucleotides. It is a transcript of the gene Abcc10, whose product is annotated as ATP binding cassette subfamily C member 10. The coding region runs from base 61 to 4617 and encodes 1518 amino acids. Gene Ontology annotation, cellular component: membrane. Gene Ontology annotation, biological process: transmembrane transport. The transcript has 22 exons. NCBI's taxonomy places the organism in Eukaryota, Metazoa, Chordata, Mammalia, Rodentia, Cricetidae. The record is from RefSeq and is a predicted model, not a curated record. Gene Ontology annotation, molecular function: ATP hydrolysis activity; ABC-type transporter activity; ATP binding.
UUUGCGGGGGACAGCGUACCGAACCCUGUGACUCUCGGCUUCUGCCCAGGUGAGGUGUCUAUGGAGAGGCUCCUGGCCCAGCUGUGUGGCACCGAUGAGGCGCGACCGCUCCCGCUGUGGGAAGGGGACACCACGGGCCACUGCUUCACACAGCUGGUGCUCAGCGUCAUUCCCCACGCGCUCCUCGCCGUCCUCAGUGCCUGCUACUUGAGCACCCCAAGGACUUCCAAUUAUAUCCUACCUUUUAAUCCCGGUUGGCGCCUCCGACUUGCAGCUUCCUUUCUUCUCUCUAUCUUCCCGCUGCUGGACCUCCUUCCAGUUGCUCUCCCACCAGGGUCGCGCCCAGGGCCCAUAGGGCUAGAGGUGCUGACAGGGUGUGUGACAGCUGUGGCCUGGUUCACCCACAGCCUGGCCCUGUGGGCAUUGUUUCAUUCCCUGCAUGGCCGUUCCCGUGGACCCUUGGCUUUGGCUCUGGCAGCCUUCCUACCAGCACCAGCCCUAGUGCUGACGCUGUUGUGGCAUUGCCAACGAGGCUCGUUUCUGCCCCCACUUCUCCCAGGUCCCCUGGGCCGUGUAUGUCUUCUCAUUCUGCAGCUGACAGCUGUCUUCGCCUAUGGACUGGGCUGGGCAGCCCCUGGGGGGCCACGAGAGCCCUGGAUUCAGGAACGCUUUUUGUCCUCUGAGAGUCAAGAAAGAGAGGUGGCCGAAGAUGGAGAGAGUUGGUUGUCACGUUUUUCCUAUGCCUGGUUGGCACCCUUACUUGCUCGUGGAGUCCGUGGAGAGCUCCAGCAGCCCCAGGACAUUUGCCGGCUCCCCCGAAGGCUGCAUCCUGCCUACCUGGCCCGCGCCUUCCAAGCACACUGGAAGGAGGGGGCCCAGCUGUGGAGGGCCCUCUAUGGGGCCUUUGGAUGUUGCUACCUGGCUCUUGGACUGUUGAAGCUGGUGGGGACCAUGCUGUCGUUCUCUGGGCCUCUGCUGCUCUCCCUGCUGGUGGGCUUCCUGGAGGAAGGGCAAGAGCCCCUGAGCCAUGGCGUGCUCUACGUUCUGGGCUUGGCCAGUGGGGCCGUGCUAAGUGCGGUGCUGCAGAAUCAGUAUGGGUACGAGAUACGUAAAGUGGCGCUUCAGGCACGGGUGGCUGUGCUGAGCGUCCUCUACCGAAAGGCCUUGCAGCUUGGGCCUAACCGCCCUCCUACUGGGGAGGCCCUGAACCUCCUAGGCACCGACUCUGAGAGGCUGCUUAACUUUGCUGGCAGCUUCCACGAGGCCUGGGGCCUCCCUCUGCAGCUGGCCAUCACCCUCUACCUGCUGUACCAGCAGGUGGGCAUGGCCUUCGUGGCUGGGUUGGUCUUGGCACUGCUGUUGGUACCUGUCAACAAAGUGAUUGCCACUCGCAUCAUGGCCAGCAAUCAGGAGAUGCUACAGCACAAGGAUGCACGGGUAAAGCUCAUGACAGAGCUGCUGAGUGGCAUUCGAGUCAUCAAGUUCUUCGGGUGGGAGCAGGCUCUGGGGGACCGAGUAAAGUCCUACCGCUCUCAAGAGUUGGGGCGACUCCGGGUCAUCAAGUACCUGGAUGCGGCCUGUGUGUACCUGUGGGCUGCUCUGCCAGUUGUCAUCUGCAUCGUCAUCUUCAUCACCUACGUCCUCAUGGGGCACCAGCUCACUGCCACCAAGGUGUUUACGGCACUGGCACUUGUGCGCCUGCUCAUUCUUCCUCUCAACAACUUCCCCUGGGUGAUAAAUGGCCUCUUGGAGUCCAAAGUAUCCCUGGACCGGAUCCAGCGUUUCCUAGACCUUCCAAACUACAACCCUGAGGAGUACUACAGCCCUGAUCCCCCCAGCGAGCCGUCCACAGUACUGGAGCUGCAUGAAGCCCUGUUCUCCUGGGACCCAAUUGGAACAAGCCAGAAAACCUUCAUCAGUCACCUCCAAGUGAAAAAGGGUGCGCUGGUGGGCAUCGUGGGAAAGGUGGGCUGUGGGAAGAGUUCGCUGUUGGCCGCCAUCACUGGGGAGCUCCACAGGCUCUGUGGGUGGGUGGCAGUUUCAGAGCUGUCCAGAGGCUUUGGACUGGCCACCCAGGAGCCCUGGAUCCAGUGUGCCACUAUCCGAGACAAUAUCCUCUUUGGGAAGACAUUUGAUGCCCAGCUGUACACGGAGGUGCUAGAGGCCUGCGCCCUCAAUGAUGAUCUCAGUAUCCUGCCUGCUGGAGACCAGACAGAGGUGGGAGAGAAGGGUGUGACCCUCAGUGGGGGACAGCGGGCUCGGAUUGCACUUGCCCGUGCUGUCUACCAGGAGAAAACCUUCUAUCUCCUUGAUGACCCUCUGGCUGCUGUGGAUGCAGACGUGGCCAACCACCUGCUGCAUAGGUGUAUUCUGGGGGUGCUGAGCCACACCACUCGGCUGCUGUGCACCCACCGCACUGAGUACCUCGAGAAGGCUGACGUGGUGCUGUUGAUGGAGGCCGGGCACCUGGUCCGGACAGGGCCUCCCUCGGAGAUUCUGCCAUUGGUUCAAGCUGGCCCCACAGCCUGGACUAAGGAGGAAGAAGUGACUGACUCAGGCAAGUCCCUGUCAGUACAGAACCUGGAGAAAACAACCGAGGGGCUGGAGGUGGAGCAGAGCACAUCUGGCCGCCUAGUGCAGGAAGAAAGCAAAUGCGAGGGUGCCGUGGCCCUGCAUGUAUACCAAGCGUACUGGAGGGCCAUGGGCAGUGGCCUGGCUGUCGCCAUCCUGGUCUCUCUGCUCCUCAUGCAAGCCACACGCAACGGUGCUGACUGGUGGCUCUCUCACUGGCUCUCUCAGCUGAAGACAGCAGGGAAUAGCUCCAAGGAGGGUCCAGCUUCCUCCAGCCCAGACUCCACAGUGCUCUUCUCCCCACCGCUGCUUCUCUUCUCCUCCAGGAACUUCUACACUCCACUGCUCAACGUCGCUUCCAAUGGCUCCUCAGAUGUCCACUUCUACCUCAUCGUGUACGGAGCCAUUGCUGGAGUCAACUCUCUCUGCACCCUUCUCCGGGCAGUCCUCUUUGCAGCGGGUGCCCUUCAAGCAGCUGCCACCCUACACCACCGCCUACUGCAUCGACUCCUCAUGGCACCGGUGACUUUCUUUGACUCCACGCCCUCAGGCCGGGUCUUGAACCGCUUCUCCUCAGAUGUAGCCUGUGUAGAUGACAGCCUGCCUUUCCUCCUCAACAUUCUGCUGGCCAAUUCCGUAGGCCUGCUGGGCCUCCUGAUUGUGCUAGGUUCUGGUCUGCCCUGGUUGCUGCUGCUGCUGCCACCUUUGAGCUUCAUCUACUACCGAGUGCAGCGCCGCUACAGGGCCUCCUUCCGGGAGCUGCGGCGCCUGGGCAGCCUCACCCUGUCUCCUCUCUACACCCACAUGGCUGACACCCUGGCCGGCCUUCCAGUGCUCCGGGCUGCAGGGGCCACUUACAGAUUUGAGGAGGAGAACCAGCAACUCUUGGAGCUGAACCAGAGAUGCCAGUUUGCUUCCUAUGCCACGAUGCAGUGGCUGGACAUUCGACUGCAGCUCAUGGGGGCAGCAGUGGUCAGCGCCAUCGCCGUCAUUGCCCUGGUGCAACACCAGCAGGGACUUGCCAACCCAGUGUUCCCUGUGAGGAUGCUUCAGCAGAGCUAUCAUCACCCUCAUUUCAGUGCUGAGGAAUCCAUGGGCAGAGGGCUGGUGGGCCUCGUGCUGUCGUAUGCCUUGUCCUUGACGGGUCUGCUCUCGGGCCUGGUGAGCAGCUUCACCCAGACAGAAGGCAUGAUGGUGAGCGUCGAGCGACUGGAGGAGUACUCUUGUGGCGUUCCCCAAGAGCCCCGAGGUCAGCCAUUGCAGACACCCUACCAGGGCAUCAGGUGGCUGACCCGGGGCAGUGUGGAGUUCCAGGACGUGGUGUUGGUGUAUCGGCCAGGACUGCCAAAUGCCCUGGACAGGGUGACCUUCCGAGUGGAGCCUGGGGAGAAGCUGGGCAUCGUAGGCCGCACAGGCUCUGGCAAGUCUUCCCUGUUCUCGGUGCUCUUCCGGCUGCUGGAGCCCAGUGCAGGGCGGGUGCUGCUAGACGGUGUGGACACCAGCCAGCUGGAGCUGGCGGAGCUCAGAUCCCAGCUAGCUGUCAUCCCCCAGGAGCCUUUUUUGUUCAGUGGGACUGUGCGGGAGAACCUGGACCCCCAGGGCCUGCAUGAGGACGGCGCCCUGUGGCAAGCCCUGGAACAGUGCCACCUGAGUGAGGUGAUCGUCACUGUGGGGGGUCUGGAUGGAGAGCUGGGCGAAAAGGGCCGGAACUUGUCCCUGGGACAGAGGCAGCUGCUGUGUCUGGCCAGGGCUCUCCUUACAGAUGCCAAGAUCUUAUGCAUAGAUGAGGCCACGGCAAGUGUGGACCAGAAGACGGACCAGCUGCUCCAGCAAACCAUCUGCAAACGCUUUGCCAACAAGACCGUGCUGACUAUAGCCCACAGGCUCAACACAAUCCUAAACUCUGACCGAGUGCUGGUGCUCCAAGCCGGGAGGGUGGUAGAACUGGACACGCCCUCUGUCCUGCGCAGCCAACCCCAGUCUCUGUUCCAGCAGCUCCUGCAGAGCAGCCAGCAGGGAGCCUACCCCCGCCCUGCCGGAUGCUGAGCCUCCUUCCCACCAGGGUGGCUCAUUUACCUUCCCCUCUGAGCAUCUACCUCUCCUCCGCUUCCCCAGAUGGGAAAGGGCACCCUGGCUUCCCCAUGUAAAUCACACGUAGGUGGGUUGAAGGCUGAGGCUUUCUCAGAACUGGUCCACCACGGGCCUCUUCAUCCAGAAUUCUGGGACAGUUUUUCUUCCAUAGACGCCCACUUUUAUUUUCAUAAUUUUAUUUGAUAAAAUUCCUAUUUUA